This is a messenger RNA of Ogataea angusta, 3450 nucleotides long. RefSeq lists its product as uncharacterized. Gene Ontology annotation, molecular function: histone binding. Gene Ontology annotation, cellular component: condensed chromosome, centromeric region; nucleus. The record is from RefSeq and is a predicted model, not a curated record. Gene Ontology annotation, biological process: mitotic cell cycle; mitotic chromosome condensation; meiotic chromosome condensation. NCBI's taxonomy places the organism in Eukaryota, Fungi, Ascomycota, Pichiomycetes, Pichiales, Pichiaceae. Bases 1 to 3450 code for a protein of 1149 amino acids. The transcript has a single exon.
AUGGAAGUUGAUUUUAAUCUGUCACAAACGCUGACGUCGUUUGCUGACAACAUCGAUACCUUUGAGAUCGAUGGGAAUAGGAACCCAGAAGCUUUUUUGGAAGCUGUCACACAAGAACUCGCCGUUAGAAGCAAUGCCAUCUUGUACGAGGAAUUCUGGGAUCCUCUGAUGAACCUGACGCAUUGCUAUCCACAACUCGGAAAUCGCCUUCAAUACAAGCUAGCCUACCUGAUAUCCAGUACCUUGUCGCACCAUACUAACCAGACAUACCAGGUAGUCAACUCUGGAGACAUUGACAUGUUCGCUACACAUCGCAAAAUUCUGGAAUUGUACGGGUACUUGAUCCACGUUCUUCUUGUCUAUCUAGGAAGAGAAGAGACAAGUUUGAAGACUUCCGAGGGGAAGUAUCAUUGGAAUAAAACAAAUAGCGUGAUUGAGCACAUUCUCGUGUCCAUUAUCGAUGUAUUUAAACUCAAACUCAAUCUGUUGUUCGAAACAACCCCCGAGCGCAAUCUAUUCGUUGGUACUCUAUUUUUGAAUCCGGUGAAUGCCUUACUGGAGAGUCCGGAAAGAGCCAAAAUUGUCACCGUCAAGAUGCACGCUUUCAAAGCUAUCUGCAUGGCCAUCAAAUUCCAUGGUCAAGCAUCGCACGUCCAAAAUGCUAUUCUGCAACAUUUGACCUACUUCCAACAUUCCAGUACAGUCAUGGCCGAACUUCUUGAUACCUUGAGUAAACAUUACGACCACCAUCAAUUGACAGACGAAAUAUUAAAAGAAGUCAGCGGACGUCAAUUCAACGAAAAUGACACAAGCGGUCCUAAAGCUAUCAGCACAUUCAUUGUCAAACUUUCAGAACUCAGUCCAAAAGUUGUUAUGCGACAAAUAUCUUUAGUGGCUCAGCUGCUUGAUAAUAACUCGUUCACUCUGAGAUGCGCAGUUGUCGAAGCAGUGGGAAACAUAAUAACUGCUUUGUCAAAGUCUCAGGAGGAGUAUGAUGAGCACAAAACACAAGCAGAUAGUUUUCUGGAACUUUUGGAAGAUCGCUUUUUGGACAUCAACCCAUACGUUCGCUCAAGGGCAAUACAGGCAAUCACAAAGUUGACUGAGAUGACGGUUAAGUUUGUCGAUCGUAGACUAAGAUGGACUAAGCUGGCGGUGAGGCAUUUAGAGGACCGGUCAGGAAUUGUGCGCAAAAACUGUAUCAAACUAUUAACUUCAUUGAUACUUACCCAUCCCUAUAAUGUCAUGCAUGGUGAUAGGCUCGAGCUAACUGUCUGGGAAAAGCGAUUGGAAGAAACCAAGGAAAAGCUCAAAGAGUUACAGCCUGACUUAUUCGAAGGCGAAGAAAACCAAAAGGAAACAGGAGAGCAGAAUGACAGCGAUGCAGAGCAUAGCGACGACGACCAAAUGGAUGUCGACGAAGAAGACAGCGAGAAGGAGGAAGAUGAAAAAGUUGAAAAGAUUUCUGACAUGUCUGAAUCACAAACCAACGAGGAGUCCGAUUCAGAGAAAAAAGCAGAAUCUUCAAUCAUUACCUCGCUGGCCAACGUCGACCCUGCUGUUGUGAACAAGGUUUCUCUUACCUAUCAAUAUUAUACUGAUGCUGUUGAAUUCAUCAAGCUGAUUCAUAAAGCUACAACACUGUGUUGCGAGUUAUUGUAUUCUAGAUCCAAAAAUGAGGUUAUUGAAUCCAUGGGAUUCUUCGUUCUUGCAGACGCGUACGGAAUUGAGAAUUGCCAAAUAGGCAUCAAGAGGAUGCUGCAUCUGGUUUGGAUGAAAGGAAGCAACGAGGAUGGUAACAUGGUCGUCGACAAAUUGAUAGAUUGCUAUAAGAAUCUCUAUUUGACUGCCCCCGACAAGUCAUCAAUGGUACAAAGAUCAUCAUACCUCGCAUCAAAUCUCAUCAGGCUCACGUUUAGCUCCUCCGUUGCCGAUCUGGCGUCUCUUGAAAAGCUACUAGGCGAAUUGUAUACCAAAAACUACAUUGACCAUAAUGUUGUUCAGGUGCUUUGGCAAUUUUUUAGCAGCAAUACUGCUACCAAGCGGCAGAAGAGAGGCGCAAUCAUAAUUCUGGGCAUGCUUUCUGUUACGGACCACGAGAUCGCACUGAAAGGACUUGAUUUGAUUCUGAAUGUUGGUCUCAACUAUGAAAACACGGAUUGGAUUCUUUGUCGAUUUUCAUGCAUAGCGCUGAGAAGAAUUGUGCCAUCUAAGGCCUCUAUCAACGGCUACAGAAUGACGAAAGAGGACGAGGCCACUCAAAAACUUUCAGCUGUUUUAUUGCAGUAUACAGAAGACGGAAACUGGUUUGGAAUGGCAGAAGAGGCCCUCAACUCCAUGUAUGUCAUAUCAUCAUGUCCCGAUGUGGUAUGCUCUAAUAUCUUGAAGUCUAAGGCCAGCGAUGUGUUUUCGUCCGAGUCUGAUGAGUCCCAAGACAAGGUGGCGUCUCUUUCGCAGCUCUUAUUUCUUAUUGGACACGUUGGAUUGAAAACCAUCAUUCAUCUCGAGAAAUGUGAGACUGAGUUUAAAAAUAGAAAGAUAGCAUCCGAAAACAAGAAGACCGAGCAGCAAAAUGAGCUGGACAUGAUCGGAGGUACCACCGAAGAUGAUUUUACAGACGCAGUGCAAGUGGUGAAGGAAAAGGAGCUGCUUUACAGUGAGAACGGUCUGUUGACUCAAUUCGUUCCUCUCCUUAAAGAGAUUGUCACACAUCCAAAAGACUACAACGACAAGAGGUUACAGAGACAAGCAAUCCUUUGUUUGUCCAAAUUGAUGUGCAUUUCUCCGAGGUUCUGUGAAGAGAAUCUUAGUCUAUUCCUCAAGAUAAUGGAAACAUCUGAAGAUCCUGUUGUUCGGAGUAACGCAGUCCUUGGACUGGGUGACAUGGCCGUGUGUUUCAACAAUGUCAUUGACACGAGCAAAGACUUCUUGUAUGGCCGCCUCCAAGAUAAGGAUCUUAUGGUUCAAAGAACUUGUUUGAUGACGGUGACUUUCCUAAUUCUUGCUGGUCAAGUUAAGGUCAAGGGUCAACUGGCACAAAUGGCAAAGCUGUAUGUGAAUGAAGACCCUGGAAUUGCGGAUAUGUGCAAAUUGUUUUUCACUGAGCUUGCUACAAAAGACAAUGCGAUUUACAACGGAUUCAUUGACAUGUUCAGCGGACUUGCGGCCGAUUCCGAACUGUCAAGAAAAUCGUUCAAGGAGAUUAUCAAGUUCGUUGUUCCGUUUUUGGACAAAGAUAAACACAAGCAGCAGUUGGUGAGCAAACUGUAUCAACGGUUGGUCAAAGUUGACGACGAAGAGGAAUGGAACGACCUUGUUUUCGUGAUCAAAGAAAUAAUACCGAAACAGGAGUCCAUUAGAAGGGAGAGAGACGCGCCGAAAACCAAAGUCUACGACGAGGUGUUAACUUUUAUGGAACAAGGUUUCAAGAGGCCGGGCCAGAGAGAAUAG